GAUUAAUUAUUUAGAUUUAAAGAAUUGUAACAUUCCUGGGGACUUGCUCAAAGGAUGAUUUUUACUUUUGCUCAAGAGGAAAGUUCUGAAUCUAUCAAGUAGCUUUUAAAGAAGUCCUUUGUGUGGGUUACAUAUAUAGACGUUUUCAUGAAGAGGAGUGAAAAGCCAGAAGGAUAUAGACAAAUGAGGCCUAAGACCUUUCCUGCCAGUAACUACACUGGCAGCAGCCGGCAAAUGCUGCAAGAAAUUCGGGAAUCCCUUAGGAAUUUAUCCAAACCAUCUGAUGCUGCUAAGGCUGAGCAUAACAUGAACAAAAUGUCAGCUGAAGAUCCUCGACAAGUCAGAAAUCCACCCAAAUUUGGGACGCAUCAUAAAGCCUUGCAGGAAAUCCGGAACUCUCUACUACCAUUUGCAAACGAAACCAGUAAUUCCUCUCGGAGUACUUCAGAAGUUAAUCCACAGAUGCUUCAAGACUUGCAGGCUGCUGGAUUUGAUGAGGAUAUGGUUAUACAAGCUCUUCAGAAAACUAAUAAUAGAAGUAUAGAAGCAGCAAUUGAAUUCAUUAGUAAAAUGAGUUACCAAGAUCCUCGACGGGAGCAGAUGGCCGCAGCAGCUGCCAGACCUAUUAAUGCCAGCAUGAAACCAGGGAGUGUGCAACAACCAGUUAACCGCAAACAGAGCUGGAAAGGUUCUAAAGAAUCCUUAGUUCCUCAGAGACAUGGUCCACCACUAGGAGAAAGUGUGGCCUAUCGUUCUGAAAGUCCCAACUCGCAGACAGAUGUAGGAAGACCUUUGUCUGGAUCUGGUGUAACAGCAUUUGCUCAAGCUCACCCUAGCAAUGGACAGAGAGUGAACCCACCACCACCACCUCAAGUAAGGAGUGUCACUCCUCCACCACCUCCAAGAGGCCAGACUCCCCCUCCAAGAGGUACAACUCCACCUCCCCCUUCAUGGGAGCCAAACUCUCAAACAAAGCGCUAUUCUGGGAACAUGGAAUAUGUAAUCUCCCGAAUUUCUCCUGUUCCACCUGGGGCAUGGCAGGAGGGCUAUCCUCCACCACCUCUUAACACUUCUUCCAUGAAUCCUGCUAAUCAGGGACAGAGAGGCAUUAGUUCUGUUCCUGUUGGCAGACAACCAAUCAUCAUGCAGAGUUCUAGCAAAUUUAACUUUCCACCAGGGAGACCUGGAAUUCAGAAUGGUAGUGGUCAAACUGAUUUCAUGAUACACCAAAAUGUCCCUGCUGGUGCUGCGAAUCGGCAGCCUCCCCCUCCAUAUCCUCUGACCCCAACUAAUGGACAAAGCCCUUCUGCUUUACAAACAGGGGGAUCUGCUUCUCCUUCAUCAUAUACAAAUGGAAGUAUUCCUCAGUCUAUGAUGGUGCCAAAUAGAAACAGUCACAACAUGGAACUUUAUAAUGUUAGUGUACCUGGACUACAAACAACUUGGCCUCAGUCAUCAUCUGCUCCAGCCCAGUCAUCCCUGAGCAGUGGGCAUGAAAUCCCUACAUGGCAAUCUAACAUACCAGUGAGGUCAAAUUCUUUUAAUAACCCAUUAGGAAAUAGAGCAAAUCAUUCUGCUAAUUCUCAGCCCUCAGCUACAACAGUCACUGCGAUUACACCAGCUCCUAUUCAACAGCCUGUGAAAAGCAUGCGUGUAUUAAAACCAGAGCUACAGACUGCUUUAGCACCUACACACCCUUCUUGGAUACCACCACCAAUUCAAACUGUUCAAUCCAGUCCUUUUUCUGAGGGUACCACUUCAAAUAUGACUGUGAUGCCACCUGUUGCUGAAUCUCCAAACUAUCAAGGUCCACCACCACCUUAUCCAAAACAUCUGCUACACCAAAACCCAUCUGUUCUUUCAUAUGAAUCAAUAAAUAAAUCUAGCAGAGAAGAUCAGCCUAGCUUGCCCAAGGAAGAUGAGGGUGAAAAAAGUUAUGAAAAUGUUGAUAGUGGGGAUAAAGAAAAGAAACAGAUUACAACUUCACCCAUCACUGUUAGGAAAAAUAAGAAAGAUGAAGAGCGAAGGGAAUCUCGUAUUCAAAGUUAUUCUCCUCAGGCGUUUAAAUUCUUUAUGGAGCAACACGUAGAAAAUGUACUGAAAUCUCAUCAGCAACGUCUACAUCGUAAAAAACAAUUAGAGAAUGAAAUGAUGCGGGUAAAACCUUUUAAAAUGUCCAUUUUUAUACUGGUUAAUCUGUUUGCUUGGUGUUUGUUUUAGAAUAUUGCUCUGUGGUAUUUUUUUUUUCUUAUAGCUAAAUACAAUAUAUUAAAAAUUACUUAAAAGUGAGUAAAUAUUAAAAUACUUUUGA
Galeopterus variegatus (Sunda flying lemur) is the source of this 2311-nucleotide messenger RNA. RefSeq names its product large tumor suppressor kinase 1 (gene LATS1). The record is from RefSeq and is a predicted model, not a curated record. Gene Ontology annotation, biological process: cellular response to oxidative stress; cell redox homeostasis; glutathione metabolic process. The transcript has 3 exons. Gene Ontology annotation, cellular component: mitochondrion; cytosol. NCBI's taxonomy places the organism in Eukaryota, Metazoa, Chordata, Mammalia, Dermoptera, Cynocephalidae. The coding region runs from base 148 to 2220 and encodes 690 amino acids. Gene Ontology annotation, molecular function: protein binding; flavin adenine dinucleotide binding; glutathione-disulfide reductase (NADPH) activity.